AAAUUAUGUUAACUUCGUCUAUUGUGAGUGUUGAUUCUAGCAAAGUAUACAAACCUAAGUCAAGUCAAGUUGGGAUGUUAUCUACAGCAAUUAGCAAACUAGGUGAUUCUAGUUUUGUUUCAAGAAGCAAAGAGUCUACAAACAUGUCUCCUCUUAGAAUGAGAUUAUUUAGAGAUUCCUCUCCAAAAUAAACCAAAGGUUUACAAGGAGUAGUUGUUGGAGAAUAUCAGUAAGAUCAUUAUAUAAAUAAUUUAAGCCCUUUAACGCCCACUCAUAUAGUGUUUAGCAGUAUUCAUAAAAGCACAUCUCCUUUGAGAUCUAGUAGAAACUACAAUGAAUCUCCAUCAAGAGCAAAGGUAAGAAUAGAUAGAUUUAAAAAUUGGGAUUCGAAGUUAGGACUAGAACUCCAAAUAUAAAAUACCAAAUUUACACGUCUUAAUAAUGAAUUGACUUAUUUAAGUCAUUAACCUCAUCAUUAAACCACAAAGUCAGCUAUUUUCUUGGGCAGUAAUUUAAGUAGAUUAGGUGUUAGUGGAAAUUAAAGUGAUAUCAGACUUUUAACAGCUAAGUUGAAUGCUAUUCCACCCUCAUAAUUUGGAACCUUUACUUCAGGGUAAUAAAUAUUAUAUUAUAAUAAUAGUCAUUCUCAUGAAUUAUCUUCAUUACAAUAAUCAUUAAGUAGAAUCAUGAAAUCGAGCCGACAGUAUUGAACAAAAUUGAUUAAUAUAUUAUAUUAAAAUAAUAUA
Messenger RNA from Paramecium sonneborni, 746 nucleotides. The record is from the annotation of a GenBank genome assembly. NCBI's taxonomy places the organism in Eukaryota, Ciliophora, Oligohymenophorea, Peniculida, Parameciidae.